AUGAUACCCUGCUCUGGUGAUGUACGCCAUACGGCGGAAGAAGGCUUGGCACUUUUUCACCGGAAUCGAAGGAGAUUGCCUCGGAAACAGCGUCAGCAUGAAUGUUCCACCAAAUUUAAUCGACAGCUGGUCAAGAUGAAUCCUCCGUCGUCUUCUGGUGGAGCCGACCUUCGAAUCUCUUCACGCAACACUUUCACUCGAAAUGGAAGUAAACUCAACAAUCAUGAAACAAGGGCAUAA
Messenger RNA from Protopolystoma xenopodis, 240 nucleotides. NCBI's taxonomy places the organism in Eukaryota, Metazoa, Platyhelminthes, Monogenea, Polystomatidea, Polystomatidae. The record is from the annotation of a GenBank genome assembly.